AUGCCGAGCCCUGAGCACGGAGCAGCAACGGGAGCACUAGCCAGAUAUAUGGAAUAUGAACUGGUCAAAAUGGGCUAUUGGGCCACGGACGCAAUAACAUCCUAUUCCGGCUCGGGCAUUCGGAUAAAUGACAAGGGCAAAGACGCGGAUUUUGGCUGGGGACGCUCAGAUCGCCCUGACGAAGAGGGAGUCAGACUGACAGUAGCUGUGGAAGUUGGAAUUUCAGAAGCUUCGACUGUUCUGAAAAGAGACAUCGAUUUUUGGCUCAACCCGAACUUUGCGAAAGGAAACCUCGUGAUCGCGAUCAAGGUACAUGAAGACAGGGCUGAGAUUGAGAUUGAUUCAUGGGAGCUUGAUCAAUGGGACCACGUGCAUCGCGUUGCUCAUCUUCAGAUCUCAAAGGGAAACAAGAAAGGUGCCAUCAGCGUUUGCGGAGACCCUUUGAUCAUUUCGUUUGAAAAUUUGGUUGGAAGACCGAGGAUCACGCGAUCUGAGAAAGAUAUCAUCAUCUCCAAAGCAGCUUUACAAGUCCUGGCUAAAAAGGUGUCGAAAGAGCAGAAACUCUAG
This is a messenger RNA of Penicillium antarcticum, 567 nucleotides long. RefSeq lists its product as uncharacterized. The record is from RefSeq and is a predicted model, not a curated record. The coding region runs from base 1 to 567 and encodes 188 amino acids. Lineage: Eukaryota; Fungi; Ascomycota; Eurotiomycetes; Eurotiales; Aspergillaceae. The transcript has a single exon.